UAAAUCUUUUAAAUUUCGAGGAAAUUAAAAACUCCCGGGUAUCUAGUAUUUUGGAAUUCGUUCCCGGGUGCCGGGUAUCCAGCACUUCCUCUUUGUGGCAUUAUUUCAAGAAGUCGUCUAAGAUGGCGAACCGCUUUCGGCAAUUUCGCCUUCUCCUUUGGAAGAAUUUCAUYCUACAGAUUCGCAGACCUUUUGGAACUGCAUUCGAAUUACUCGUUCCCCUGGCUAUUGUUUGUGUUCUUAUYAUACCGAAAUUGUUGAAUGGCGACAGUGAUAAGGGGUCAUACGUAUCAUCGAAAACCACAUAUCAGAAUUGUUUUUCAACGUUUAAGCCUAUGCUUCUGUCACAAAACUUGAAGUUGGACAUAUUCCAGUACGGACGGAACAUCAGUCGCAACAACACGUUUUUGGUAUUUUAUCCUCCAGGAGAUGCAGUGGCCUCUGUGAUGUCAAAGGUGUCCAGGACGAUAGCGGUUAAUGUGACUGAUAAAAGUGGGAUAAAUGGCAAACCUUUUACAAGUAUUGAUGAAGUCAUCGCGGAAGUAAGAGAACAUGACGAUGUUUAUGUUGGUGUGGUAGUGUUUGAUAUAAAGGAAGAUCAAUCUGAAUUACCAAAGAACGUGAAGUACACUAUUCGACUAACAACUAAACGUUGGGAAAGAUGGAAUACAGAUCAAACAUAUCCAAGUUGGCAAGACCCAGGACCAAUACUAGAUUCUCAGUAUACAGAUAAGUUUAUACCCAUCCAAUAUGCAGUUGAUAUGGCUAUUAUCCAGGCAAAGACAAACAUUCCAUCCAUAAUACCUUUGAACUUACAGCAAUUUCCGUAUCCUGAUUACACUACGAAUUAUUUUUCUACUGGAAUAAUACAGCUGAUGCCUUUGCUAUUCACUUUGGCAUUUAUCUAUUCAGCUAUGUCAAUAAUAAAGGAAAUUGUUUUUGAGAAGCAAAACCGUUUGAAGGAGUCUAUGAAAAUGAUGGGUCUGGCCAACUGGGUCCAUUGGGCGGCCUGGUACAUCAAAUGUUUAUUGUUCUUAAUGAUCAGUCUUGUUCUUACUACUGCGAUCUUAAAGGGCUUCAAGAUAUUUGAACACACCAAUGGGUUUUUGUUAUUCUUGUUUUUCUUGUUGUAUGCGAUGUCGGGUAUUUCCUACUGCUUCUUCAUCAGUGUGUUUUUUUCCUCACCAUUUCUGGGUAUGUUGUUUGGUUUUGUGUUGUGGUUUGCUGCCUUAGUACCUGGAAUAAUCUUAAGUACAUUCAAUGAGAAGUACGAUCAGCUUUAUUGGAGUGCAAAAGCAGCAAUGUGCCUGCUUCCCAACAGUGCCCUUUCAAUUGGUGUAAGAUUAAUCACACGCUUUGAAGGCUUAAAUGUUGGGAUUACAUUUGAUAGCAUCAAUGAACCAUAUACCCCAGAAGACACAUUUACCAUGGCCUGGGUUUUUGGAAUGAUGUUUAUAUCUAGCGUUGUGUUUAUGGUGCUGACUUGGUAUAUCGAAGCCAUAUUUCCUGGAAAGUAUGGAAUUUCAAAACCAUUCUACUUUCCUUUUUYWAAAUCGUACUGGUGUGGGUACUCUCAUGAUACAAUGGUGGAGAAUAAUGAUGAACAACUUCAUCACAGCCAUGACGUAGAAGAUGAACCCGCUGACCUAGAAGUAGGCAUUGCCAUAAAGAAUCUGAGAAAAGUCUUUAAGGGUUCUACCGGGGCCAAGGUUGCUGUUGAUGGACUCUCUUUGAAGAUGUUCAAAGGCCAAAUCACAGCACUCUUGGGUCAUAAUGGAGCCGGGAAGACAACAACUAUUUCCAUACUCACUGGUCUCUUUCCGCCAACUUCUGGUUCAGCUGUGAUAGGAAAUAAAAGCAUCCUGACAGAAAUCGAUGCUAUACGAGAGAGCCUGGGACUUUGCCCUCAGCAUAACGUGUUGUUUGACCGACUCACCGUCAAAGAGCACUUGGAAUUCUUUGUGAACUUAAAGGGUAAAUAUGGCCAGGCUGCUAAUGACGAGGUGAUAUCCAUGAUUAAAGAUAUGCAGCUUCUUGAUAAAACAAAUGCAAAGUCUCGCACAUUGUCUGGAGGAAUGAAGAGAAAACUCAGCUGUGCCAUUGCCCUUGUAGGGGGGUCCGAAACGGUAUUCCUGGAUGAACCCACAUCAGGAAUGGACCCUUACGCACGAAGAGCCACCUGGGAUUUAUUGUUGAAAUACAAAGCUGGUAAAACUAUUAUCCUCACAACGCAUUUUAUGGACGAGGCUGAUUUCUUAGGAGAUCGCAUUGCUAUUAUGGCUGAUGGUCAAUUGCGAUGCUGUGGAUCUUCUCUCUUUUUGAAGAGCAGGUAUGGCGUUGGUUACCACCUGACAUUGGUCAAAAAGGAAGGCUUCAAUGAGAACAUUGCCAUCAAUGCUAUCAAGCGAGUUGUUCCAUCAGCUGAAAUCCUCAGCAAUGUUGGCGCUGAGUUGGAGUUGGUCCUAAACAGAGAAGCAGCAAAGUCUUUCGAGUCUUUAUUCCUCGACCUGGAAAUGAAGAAAGAAGAAUAUGGGAUUGCCAGCUUUGGAGUGUCUGUCACAACUAUGGAAGAAGUCUUCAUAAAAGUGGGAGAGGGAUCAGAGAAGACGGUCGAAGACAUUGCGAUUGAUCACCAUCAACACAGGGAUACCGACAAUAUAAUUGAGAUGUCAAAUAACGGAGAGCCUAUAAUGGGCGAAUUAUUGAAGGGGCUUCCAUUAAAAUGGCAACAGUACAAAGCAAUGUUAAUGAAAAGGUUUCUCAAUUCCAAACGAGACAAGAAAGCAAUUAUUAUACAAUUACUAGUUCCUCUUGUGCUGAUUCUCUUCGGCUUGCUAAUAGUCAAUAUCAACUUAUCGAGCAAUGAAAAAGAGCCUCCUCGUGUACUCUGUCUGUCCAACCUGAGCACUGAUGACAGCAAUGUGAUUGCAUACUAUGCAGAUUUCCACCAACCUGAAAAGGACUUUAAGGUCGCAAGAGAUUUCCUUAAAACUAUUCGUGUCGAUGCAAAAGACAUCCUUGAUGACGUCAAAGCUAUACAUUUGGGAAACACGAACAACAGCAUUGAAAUCAAAGGAACAAAAUACACCUACACGACGCCCACCAAAAAUAAAACUACAGCCUGCUGUCAAUAUCAGUUUCUCAUCUUAAAUAAAAAAUGCAAACGUGACUUCAUGACCAAAUCACUAACUUCUGAUACAUGCUCUAAGAACAAGAACUUUGGGUACACAAAAUGCAAGGAUCCGCGGCAUCCAUGGAGGUAUAUGGAUUGCUUGCUUUCAGACUGGUGCGCAAAUUCCUUGAAGAAAACAAAUCUCGAUGACAUGAAUGUGUACUUCAGUGAAUAUGUCCUGGAGAAAAGUAACAACAAGGAUUACUUUAAGAAACACGUGGCCGGGUUUACAUUUGGGCAUGCCCAUAACAUCAAGAAUGACCUCACUUCUAAUAACGGAACCAAUACAACCAAAUCUGUUGUUGCCACGCCUGACACAAAUUCUACAGUCUGGUAUAGUAACAAGGGCUAUCAUACAAUCGCUGAUGCACUGAAUGCCAUGUCCAAUAUAUUGUUACGUCGACAUAGAGUUGAUGACUUAAUCGAAACUACUAAUUACCCAAUACCACCAAAGAAAAAGGUAAAUGAUGAGGAUGGCAAUGGGGAUGAAGCUGGUUUACAGAUUUACGUGGCAAUCUUUCUAGCAAUGGGUAUGGGCUUCAUGGCAGCAAGUUUCAUAAUAUUUCUAGUCCAAGAACGUUCUACCAAGGCAAAACAUUUGCAGUUCGUGAGUGGUGUUCAUACAAUCUGUUACUGGUUGGCGACCUACACUUGGGAUUACAUCAAUUAUUUGAUUUCUACCAUUUUUGUUCUAAUACUCAUCGCUGCUUUUCAAAUCGAAGUUGAUCUCGGAACUGUGCUCUUGCUGUUGGUAAGUGUAUAUGUCAAGUUUCUUGUUAGAAUUGCUUCAAAAGAAAAUUCAGAGAACGCAUUGAAUGCUGGCGUGAAUCGUGAUGAGGAUGAAGACGUCCGUGCGGAAAGACAGCGCGUGCUUGGACUUGACAAAGAAGACAUUAAAAUAGAAUCAGUUGUUAUCAAAAAUCUCACCAAGGUAUAUCGUGGAUCAGACAGAACUGCUGUUGAUCAUGUUUGCGUCGGAAUACCAAGAGGGGAAUGCUUUGGACUUCUUGGUGUAAAUGGUGCUGGAAAGACAACGAUUUUUAGUAUGCUGACUGGCGACCAAAGCAUCASUGAAGGCUCAGCCUACGUUGAUGGCUAUAACUURCAAACUCACCUCAGACAGGUGCAGCAACGCAUUGGAUAUUGUCCUCAGGUCAGUAUGAAUCACUAAUACAUAUUGACUUGGAUAUACGGCACCGCGUCACACUAGUUGUAUACGACUGUGAGAACUAAUCGCGGACAAAAUACGAUACACUGGCCUUCAAAUAUUCGCAGUCAUUGACGAGUAAAGUUAUCCUUCAGCAGCAUGAUUGAGAUAAAGAGAAAAUAUACAAAUGUAGCCCGGGCUGCUGUGAUGUAAUAAAUAGAGGAUAUUACAUGGGCGCGCGGGGAUACAGAUUUUAUCGUCGAGGUAUAUCGGUUUCUGAUAAAAUUGCGCUUCGCCGACUUAGAGAGCCAUGAUUGGUUGUUGACGAACAAUGGUUUCUUCGCCUUUUUCCUGUAGAAAUCGAACGAUGUAGAUCCAUCGUUGUUGAUUGUGACAUUGAAGUCGAGCAGAGAAAGGCCAUCUGAAGUCUUCGUCAGAGGCUUUUCGAAAAAUCUAGUGGAUUGUAUAGCGAAACAUGGUCCCCGACGUCUUUUAAAGAAGGAAAUUGUUAAAAUACAAUAUCAAUCGAUUCGUUCAACGUACGAAGUUGAUAAUACUAACAAGAUAAAAUUGCGUAACUCUUCAYUUGACCUUAUAACUGCCACAACACUCAAACAGGGCACAGCUCAACGUGAUUGAGUAAAAAUCUCGAGGGAGUUUCAUUUCAGCCUCCAGUCGACUCAUACCUGAUCGAUGAUAGACCGGUGCUCAUCCACUACUUUGUAUUCAAGAUUCUUUUUUCCAUUUGAUGUAGGACCCAUACCGUUUAUACUAUCAGUUCAUUUUAU
Molecule: messenger RNA, 5107 nt
Organism: Exaiptasia diaphana
Lineage: Eukaryota; Metazoa; Cnidaria; Anthozoa; Actiniaria; Aiptasiidae
Product: ATP-binding cassette sub-family A member 1
Exons: 32
Coding region: 123-4343 (1406 amino acids)
Biological process (GO): lipid transport; transmembrane transport
Cellular component (GO): intracellular membrane-bounded organelle; membrane
Molecular function (GO): ATP binding; ATP hydrolysis activity; lipid carrier activity
Source: RefSeq, a predicted model, not a curated record